Messenger RNA from Mya arenaria, 1104 nucleotides. RefSeq lists its product as uncharacterized. The transcript is spliced from 6 exons. NCBI's taxonomy places the organism in Eukaryota, Metazoa, Mollusca, Bivalvia, Myida, Myidae. The coding region runs from base 1 to 1104 and encodes 367 amino acids. The record is from RefSeq and is a predicted model, not a curated record.
AUGCCAUUUCCGAGUUUAUUUGUGACGUUGUGUUUUGCCAUCUGCAUCAUUGAUGGCGUAGAUGGCACGGCACCAACCCACUGCAGUGAAGAAGGAGAUAAGGAGUACUAUUGUGAUUACACGGCGAUGACGUCAUCCUCAGAUCGACCAAUAGACUAUGCCGGCUUCGGAACAGUUCCGCAAACGCUGAAAAUUGACGUGUCUGGAUUUAUUCCGUAUUUCGGCGACACACAGAUGUUCAGCACGUCGUUUGCCAAUGUUGAUGAAACCACACUGGACACCAACAGACCCGCGUCGCUCGAAUUAUACUGUAGUCUCGGAGCCAAUAUCUUCUUUGAGGAAAAUGCAUUUGAUAACAUGACAUACAUGCAAUAUUUCAAGAUAAAGGACUGCACCACUCUUUAUGUCCCUGCUCGAGCGUUCGCAGGAUUUGUAUUCUUGGACUCGUUCAUUAUCGAAGGGGGGUCAAUCGAUGACGUCGACCCCAGCGCCAUGAGUGGUUUGGACGUUAAGGACCUUUCUGCCUCUAUUCACGAAAUGCCAAGAAAUUUCGGAAGUUUCGCUAUACGCUAUGCGAAGUUUGUCGGCCAGACAAUCCCACCUGGUUUACUCUACAGCUGGAAGUAUUUGAACGAUGCUGCCAUUGUGGGUGCAGACGUGGCGACGAUGACAGCUGAUGCGUUCAAGUACAGCGCACGACUCAAGAGGAUUGACAUCAGUGAUAACACGUUCACCUCCAUCCCCUCAGGAAUGUUUGAGGGGCUUGACAUGCUGUCCGAGGUGACGAUGAACAAUAUUGCCUGGACAUGCACGUGUGAUGACGCCUGGUUCGUAGAGUACGCCGAAACCAACAAUAUCACCAUUCGGAGUGAUUUGGUAUGCGGACAGGAAGGCUUUGCUGUUUCGGGAAAAUGCCUCCACCUGAUUUCCCUCCUAGUCUACGGUCUAGCCUUCGUUGCUUUCGUUCUAUGUUGGGUAAGCCUCGGUUUGAUCAUCUGCACACGCAAGCAGCACGCGCAGAAGGGCGAGCGCAAAACGAAAGCACGUGGUCGCUGGAAUAAAGUCUUGGAUAUGAAAGCAAAAGGGAAAGGGAAAAAGAAAUAG